This is a messenger RNA of Colossoma macropomum (tambaqui), 1036 nucleotides long. RefSeq names its product polymeric immunoglobulin receptor-like. The annotation marks the transcript as partial. NCBI's taxonomy places the organism in Eukaryota, Metazoa, Chordata, Actinopteri, Characiformes, Serrasalmidae. The transcript has 4 exons. Gene Ontology annotation, cellular component: external side of plasma membrane. The record is from RefSeq and is a predicted model, not a curated record. Gene Ontology annotation, biological process: cellular response to lipopolysaccharide; negative regulation of T cell proliferation; positive regulation of T cell proliferation.
AGAGAGAGAGAGAGAGAGGUGAACAGUUCUGUUCUCUCAGUAAAGAUGUGGCUCUGUGUGUUUCUGCUCUACUCUGUGCUGCAGGAAUCUUCAGGCUGCACUGUAGAGCGAGGUUUGGGAGACACCAUCACCAAAUCUGCUGGAGAUUCUGUGGAGCUGCCGUGCUCCUGUACAAAACAAACAAAGGUUGAUCCACAGACAGUGCAGUGGGGAUUUAGGAGAAAGUUCACACAAGGUCAGUACAAAGCUGAUCACUCAGUGUUUCCAGUGGACGGCAGUCAGAAUCAGCGCUACAGAGGCAGAGUUCAGAGACUGAAUCAGAAUAAACCAGGAACUGUAGCUCUAAUCAUCUCUCACCUCACUGAGGAAGAUGAAGGAACGUAUCUGUGUGGUAACAAUGGGGAAUAUAUCAGAGCCGUCACUCUCCAGAUCUCCACAGGCUGUGCUGUGCUGAGUGACAGUGAGAGAACGUUCUCCAGAUCUCCAGGAGAGUCUGUUCUGCUGCCCUGUCUCUGUCCCACAGACCAACACAAGAUCAACACUGACAGAGUCACAUGGACUAAAGAUCAGACUGCAGUGUGUAAUGAUACAGAAUCCUACAGAGGCAGAGUCUGGAUGUUCGACCAAACACAUUCCAGAAAUUUCUCUCUCCUCAUCUCAGAUCUGACUAAAGAGGACUCUGGACGCUACACCUGCAGAGCUGAUGAGAAAGACAUGCCAUAUGUCCAUCUAGAGGUCAAAGGCUGCGCUCUGUCAGAGAAUAAACAGACUGUUUCAGUCAGUAGAUCCUCAGGAGAGUCUGUUCUUCUGUCCUGCACCUGCACUGACCUGCAGGACAGACCUGAGAGAGUUCAGUGGAGAACACCAAACCAUGAAGAUCUCCUUCAGCGCUACAGCGGCCGAGUUCAGACGUUUAACCAGAACUCUACAGGAAAUCUCUCUGUACUGAUCUCAGACCUGACUGAAGAGGACGGAGGAACAUAUUCAUGCUGGAUAAACCAGAAUCAGUACAGGAACUUCAGCCUCACUGUUAAAG